Messenger RNA from Gongylonema pulchrum, 477 nucleotides. The record is from the annotation of a GenBank genome assembly. NCBI's taxonomy places the organism in Eukaryota, Metazoa, Nematoda, Chromadorea, Rhabditida, Gongylonematidae.
AUGUUUUUGUCACAAGAUUUGGAUCAAUGCACUGCGAAAUGUGCCACUAUCGUUAUUUCUGGACCAGUCCACAUGUACAAAUUACCAGCACCCAUACUUUUAGUGAACACCGUUCGGGAAUUCCGCUGCCGGCAGUUGUUUGGUGAGAAUCCGCAGAUCAGGACAGAGUUUGCUGUUUUCACCUGCAAUUUUAAUUACAUUCAUUUCUGCAUCGGUAUUAUUCAGGAAGUGGCUGAUGCGAUGAAUGCCACAACAAGUAACUUGGGGAAUGAGCAAAUUGACGAUAACGGCGAUCUGCCCGAAGAAGACCCAAACCCUACACAAGAAAACUCUAACGGCGAUCUGCCCGAAGAUAAUAAGACAGAGAACAGUUAUAUAUGGGUGAGGUUUUCAUCAUUCCGUUGUGCACUUCGAAAGUGGACUUUCGUGACAUAUACGACCGCACACUUAGAAGCAGAUUUUUUCAUCACAGCAUAA